Molecule: messenger RNA, 1603 nt
Organism: Benincasa hispida (wax gourd)
Lineage: Eukaryota; Viridiplantae; Streptophyta; Magnoliopsida; Cucurbitales; Cucurbitaceae
Product: cysteine-rich receptor-like protein kinase 43
Biological process (GO): protein phosphorylation
Molecular function (GO): ATP binding; protein kinase activity
Source: RefSeq, a predicted model, not a curated record
GGCCGCCAUUAAUUUUAAACUUAUUUUUCCGGUUGAUCUGAGAAAGUUCAAUUCCAUACCAUCUUCUCAUUGGCUCUCUGCUCCUGGCGUCAACUUAGCCGAUCGGUUCUUCCAUUGCCGUCAGAACGAGCUCAUCGGCUCAAUCGCCGAAGUUCUGGCUGGCAGCGUUGUUUGAAUGCUUUCGAUGGGUCUUUUGUCUUCUCUCUGCGUCUGCUUGCAGAAAAAACUUAGAGCAGCUAAUUCUGCGGGUGCCGAUGAAGCGGAUGAUGAAGAUGUAUCCACUGACAUCUUCUUUGAACUAAGUACUUUGCAAAUCGCAACUAAUUUCUUUUCCGAGGCAAAUAAGCUCGGCAAUGGAGGAUUUGGGCCCGUCUACAAGGACAGUGUCGGAUGCUGAUCUAAUGUGGCUAGAAUUGCCAAAUAUACAGGGGUUGAUGCCAAAUGGCCAACAAGUAGCAGUGAAGAAGCUAUCGGUAGAUUCAAGACAAGGAGUGAAGCAAUUUAGUAAUGAAGUGAAACUUCUACUGAGAAUUCAGCACCGAAAUUUGGUCAUUUUAUUGGGCUGUUGUGUAGAAGGACCUGAAAAGAUGCUUGUAUAUGAGUACCUGCCAAACAGAAGUCUUGAUUACUUUAUUUUUGAUAAAAAAAAGUCUUCAUCCCUGGAUUGGACAACACGGUUCCAUAUAAUUACAGGUAUCGUGAGAGGUCUCCUCUACUUACAUGAAGAGGCUCCUGCAAGAAUUAUACAUAGAGAUAUCAAAGCUAGUAACAUAUUAUUAGAUGAGCAACUGAAUCCGAAAAUCUCAGAUUUUGGAUUAGCACGACUUUUUCCUGGGGAUGACACACAUUUGAAUACAUUUAAUGUCGCUGGCACUCAUGGCUAUAUGGCUCCCGAAUAUGCAAUUCAUGGAUAUUUGUUUGUGAAGAGUGACAUUUUCAGUUUUGGCAUCUUGGUAUUAGAGAUUGUUAGUGGAAGAAAAAAUCACGACGAUCGACUUGGCGCACCACAAGUUGACCUCUUGGGAUAUGCAUGGUUGCUUUACCAAGAAGGAAGGAUUUUAGAGUUGACUGAUAAAAGCCUAACAAAAUGCAAUGCAGAUGAGGCAGCAAUGUGCAUUCAGUUGGGUUUGUUAUGUUGUCAAGCAAGUGUUACAGAUAGGCCUGAUAUGAAUACCAUUCAUCUCAUGCUUUCUAGUGAUUCUUUCACGUUGCCGCGACCUGGAAAACCUGGAAUUCGUGGUCGAGCAGCAUGUCAAACAACUACCUCUACUACGGCUUUCACCAAGACAAAUACUAGUACACAAAGUGGCGUUACCAAAGCUUCUACUACAACUAGUAGUUUGGUAGAGGAUUAUUCAAGGAAUUCCAUAUCUGUUUCUUCUAUUGAUGAAGGCAGGUGAUCAUUUCUGUUGUGCAUAGUAUGAAGAAAUUUGCAUUAACGUUGCGUGCGUUCAUAUCAAUUCUUUUCAUUUUUAGGUAACUGUAACAAUGGUUAUUUAGGGUUAUUUCAUAGCGAGCAAAAUUUUAUAAUUUUAACUUUCUAUAAUUCUGUUAGUUAUGUUAUUGCAACAAAUCAAGGGUUAGCGCUUCUUGGCCUUACACU